AACCCAAUAAAUAUUGUGCAACUACGUAUCUGGUGCUCCAGCAGUGGCAAUUGUGAUCUCAUCCUUCAAAUAAAGCACAAAGCUGAUUUCGGACUAAAUCAAAGGAAUCAUGGAGACUGUUUCAGAAACUGGUGUUUCAAAUGACUGUCAGACGAAUCCAGAAUUGAGUGAUAAGCAGAAGAAGAGAUCAGGAAAAAAGAAGAGAAAAUCGAGGAAACCGGAAGAUGAGUUGAAGAAUAAUGAUUCUCAUAUCAGUAGCCAAAUUGGGAACGCAGAUGAGGCCUUUUCAUCUCAAGAGAAAAAAGAAGGGGAAGAAGAGAAAUCCACCAGUGAAGAUCAUGUUCAGUUAUCCGAGAAUCUUUUGUCUUCAUUACCUGCAGAGUCCUGUCAACGAGAUUCAAUCUCAUGUGAAGAGCCUGGAGCUACACUAUAUCAUACAGAUCCAGUCAUAUGUGAAGAUUCUCUACCAGAUGCUAAUAGGAAGGUUCCAGUGGAAAAAAAAUCAAAAAGGAGAGAGAAGAAGAAGACAGAGGACGCUUCCUGUGACGAGAAAAUGUUGGUUGAUGCAGAAAAAAUCACCAACAAAGACCAAGUUCAUCCACCCAACAAUCCUUUGUCAAACGGUAUAAUACAAGAAGGUUCACAUGAACACACUCAGGAUUCAUCUGAGAAGCCUGGAGCGGCACAACUUUGUACAGAUCCAAAUCUGUCAACCUGCGAAGAUUCACAGCCAGAUGCUACUAAUAUGACUAGUUCCCCGAAAAAAAAGAGAAAAAAGAAGAGGGGUAGAAUUGCGCUGAAGGAAAGUGGUGCUGAUACUUAUAGUACCAAUGCAGAGGUUGCUGUAAAAUACAAUUCUAUUACUGAAGCUGAAGGAUCAAGAUCGAUGAGUGUAGAGGAAAACUCCAUUGCUAGUAAUCUCGGAAAAGCUAAAGAGAAGGAAACAGAUGAAAACACUGAAGUCAAAGAGGACGUUCUUGGAGCAGGUGUAUGUGAUGUAAGGAGCAAAAAACGGAAGAGAAAGAAGAAGAAAGCAUCAUCUGCAGAUCACAAAACUGCAGAUAUGGAGGUCUGUGAGCCAUCAGGAUCAGUAGAGUGUUUGUUGGAUCCUUCCAACGAAAAAGUCAUGCAAAAUUGUGAUGAGAAUGGCAGAAAAGAGUUUGGGGGAGAGGAUAAGACAAGUAAAAUUGAAGAAUCUGCAACGAGAGAGAAAAGCGAAGUUCAGAAAUCUGGAAAACGUAAAGAAAUGACAAAAGAUGAAAAUAUUGAAUCUAAUCAGGAUGCACUUGGAGCAGAAGAUAUUGCCAGUAAGGAUUUGGCUAGUAACAUUGAAGAUUCUGCAAGUAAGGGGGAAAGUGUUCAGGGUGUUAAAAAUACCAAAAAAAAGAAAAAAGAUAAAAAGGGAAAAGUUGAUCAGGAUGCCUUGGGAGCAGAAGAUGUUAGUAAGGUUGAGGUCACAACAAAGAAAAGCAAGAAGAAGAAAAUUUUAUUAGAUCAUAAAACUGACAAUAUGGAGGAGGACAGUCAAAAGGAAAUUGAGAAUAAGGGAGAAGUUGAUCAGAAUGCUUUGGGAGCAGAAGGUGUUAGCAAGGUUGAGGUCAAAACAAAGAUGAGCAAGAAGAAGAAAAAUUCUUUAGAUAAUAAAACUGAUGAUAUGGAGGAGAAGGAUGAUGUUUCCUUACCUAGUAAAGAUGCAGAAUCAGAAUUUGACAGGGAAAAGCUUGAAACGUCUUUGUCAAGUUCUGUCUUAAUACAAAAUAAUGUGGCUCAAGUAGUUGCUUCAUCAGAAACUGGAGAUGUACCUAGAUGCUCAUGUGCAGGUCAACGUACCAGAAAGUUGGUUGUAUUUGAUUUGAAUGGAAUCCUUGCAGAUAUUGUUCAGGGGUUUACAGGUCCAUUUGUUCCAGAUGGUAAAGUAUCAUACAGAUCAGGUAAGAAAGAAUCAAUUUCAAUGUGGUCACUUGACCAGAACAAGUGCACUACAACGAAGUUUAAAACUCAGGAGAAUAACGAUAAACCUCUGUUCCUCAAGGAUCUACGAACAGUAUGGGACGGUUUUGGGACAUGCACCAGUUGUGGAAAGCGAAAGUACGAUGAGACGACAAGGCCUUGUCCACACACUGGAAUCCCGUACCAGUUCACAGACCGUCAAGAUUCUGCAUUGGGACGUGAGGGUGAGCUAAGGAAGUAUCUUGAAAGAUUAGCAGAUGCAGAGAAGGUUCAGAAGUUUGUAGCGGAGAAUCCAUUCGGUCAGACUGCCAUAACUGAGACACACGAGUCAUGGGAGUUUUACUCUAAGGUCGUCGAGGCACAUAAAAGGGACGAGUUUAAAAGGAUAGGACUUGUUGGAUCAAUCAACAAGAUUGGCAAAACUGAAGGUUUGAUGGGUUUCUACCGAGGGAAUGGUGCAAGUGUUGCUCGGAUAGUUCCCUAUGCAGCCCUUCAUUACAUGGCUUAUGAGGAAUACAGGAGAUGGAUCAUCUUCGGUUUCCCAGACACUACUCGAGGCCCUUUACUUACCCUCUUGACCUGGUCCGGACAAAGCUCGCUUAUCAAACUCAUAUGGAAUUCAGCAGUGCAGGUUGUUGGUUCAGCAAAGGCGCAAGUAAAAGCUAUUCCCUUGGAUCAAAUCGUAUACAGAGGAAUUGUAGAUUGUUUCUCGAGGGCAUACACAGAAUCUGGAUUCCGAGGCUUAUAUCGUGGUGUAGCUCCUUCUCUGUAUGCGAUCUUCCCUUAUGCUGGUUUGAAGUUCUACUUCUACGAGGAAAUGAAAUGCCAUGUCCCUGCUGAACAUAAGAAAGAUAUUUCCCUGAAACUCGUUUGUGGGUCAGUUGCUGGAUUGCUUGGUCAGACCUUAACAUACCCUCUCAAUGUUGUCCGGAGAAAAUGCAGGUUGAGAGACUAUAUUCAGCCGUUAAGGAAGAUACAAGAAGAGGAACAAUGCAAACCCUUUUCAAGAUUGCAAGAGAAGAAGGUUGUACCUUCCCUGGCAAUCGGCUUCACAGUGUAUGAUAUUAUGAAGCUGCACUUGAGAGUCCCGCCGCGAGAGGAACCUGAGGCAGAAGCUGUGACGACACGGAAAAGGAAAGUUUUCACCUAAUUCUAAGAUCAUCAUAUGAUCUGAUUCUUUGUGGUGUUUAAAACCUCAGAUUAUUUAUAAGAGAUUGUACAUUCCAUUUUUUAGUAGAGGAAAUUGAAGCUAACAUUCCUCCAAGUAAACUGUGUCAAGGACCUCUAUGUAAAUACAGAAUUGCUUAUAGU
This is a messenger RNA of Arabidopsis arenosa, 3261 nucleotides long. NCBI's taxonomy places the organism in Eukaryota, Viridiplantae, Streptophyta, Magnoliopsida, Brassicales, Brassicaceae. The record is from the annotation of a GenBank genome assembly.